This is a messenger RNA of Struthio camelus australis, 7142 nucleotides long. The record is from RefSeq and is a predicted model, not a curated record. Lineage: Eukaryota; Metazoa; Chordata; Aves; Struthioniformes; Struthionidae.
CUAUGCGAAAUUGAUGAACCAGAUAAUGGAGGGAGCAAGACUGAAAUAGCUGGAGCCCAGGGUCUCUUAACCUGUGUUUGUUUCCAUCAGAAUAUUAGCAUGGGACCGCUGCUGAAACAUUUCGCUUAUCUGAAUUGCUUUGCUAGGGAGCCCUACUUGCGCAGUUGAUUUAACAGAUUUGAAUCGGCCACAAUAAAUUUUUGUACUGUAGCUUCAUGUGGUAAGCUCUUAACCUUGCUCAGCUGUGUCUGUAUGGCAUGUCUAACUGAAAGCUGGUGUAUACUGUUUACAGGGAAAACGCCUAAACAGCAUACAGAGGAGGAAGUAGUUUUGCAGAGAGAUCCACAUCCGACUGACAGCCGUUCUGCAGGGCAGGAGUCUCCACUGAGACAUUCUUUGCAACUGGCGGCUCAAAAUCCUGCCACGAUGAAGCCACUGAAGAACACCAGAGCUGGUGAGUGGCCCCAGCAGACUGAUGAGGAAAAUGAGGAUGUUGGGCUGUUUAUUCCAUUGGAAGAGCAAGAUGGAGAGGAUAUUGAGAGGAGGAAGAAGAAGAGGAAGGCAACCAAACGGAAAAGAGAAGGAAAAAGUCAAGAGGAGGAAGGAUCUUUAUCUUGUGACAUCAAGCUGGAUGAUACCCUUGAUCGCACCUUAGAAGAUGGUGCUAAACAACAUAACCUGACAGUUGUCAAUGUGCGAAACAUCCUGCAUGAAGUGAUCACAAAUGAGCAUGUGGUUGCCAUGAUGAAAGCAGCCAUCAGUGAGACAGAAGAUAUACCUUUGUUUGAACCCAAAAUGACUCGUUCCAAACUGAAGGAAGUUGUGGAGAAAGGAGUGGUGAUUCCAACGUGGAAUAUUUCUCCAAUCAAGAAGGCAAAUGAGGUAAAGCCGCCUCAGUUUGUGGACAUUCCUCUUGAGGAAGAUGAUUCAUCUGAUGAAGAGUACCAGCCUGAAGAUGAGGAUGAGGAUGAGACUGCAGAAGAGAGCUUAUUGGAAAGUGAUGUAGAGAGCACGGCCUCUUCCCCUCGGGGAGCGAAGCGAUCUAGGACAAGGCGAUCCUCUGAUGAAGAGGGAGGGACGCUCUGUGAGACAGAGAAGGUUACUACACCUGUUGUUAGACAUAUUAGUGCUGAAGUAGUUCCCAUGGGACCUCCACCACCUCCUAAACCAAAGCAAAGCAAAGACAGCACGUUCAUGGAGAAACUGCAUGCAGUGGAUGAAGAAUUGGCCUCAAGCCCAGUAUGCAUGGAUUCCUACCAGUCUCUGGAAGACAGCCUCAUUGCCUUCCGAACCCGAUCAAAGAGACCGCUGAAGGAUGUUCCUCUUGGUCAGCUGGAGGCUGAGCUCCGAGCCCCAGAUAUUACGCCAGAUAUGUAUGACCCCAAUACUGCAGACGAUGAGGAAUGGAAAAGGUGGCUUGGAGGACUCAUGAAUGAUGAUGUGGAGAAUGAAGAUGAAGCAGAUGAUGAUGAUGACCCUGAAUACAACUUCCUGGAAGAUCUGGAUGAACCAGACACAGAAGACUUCAGAAAUGAUCGUGCUGUGAGGAUUACCAAAAAGGAAGUGAAUGAACUGAUGGAGGAGCUGUUUGAGACAUUUCAGGAUGAGAUGGGUUUUUCAAACAUGGAGGAUGAAGGUCCAGAAGACGAAGAUAAUGUCACAGAGUCACGGCCAAAUUUUAAUACACCACAGGCACUUCGAUUUGAAGAGCCUCUGGCCAAUUUACUGAAUGAACAACACCGGACAGUGAAGGAACAACUUGAGCAGUUGAGAAUCAAGAAGUCUUCAACCAAGCCACCACAAGAGAUAGAGAAAUCAAAACCUCAAAAUGAGAAGCCCCUCCAAAGCCUUGUUCUGGACAGUAUGCAAAGAAAGAGGCUCCAGCAACAAAUGCAGCAGCAUGUUCAACUUCUGACUCAAAUCCAUCUUCUUGCAAGUUCCAACCCUGCUUUAAAUUCGGAGGCCAGUACCACCAGGAUGUUUUUGAAUGAGCUUGGUAACUUUGCUCGCAGCUCUACGCUCCUCCGUCAGUCAUUCAAUCCUAAGUUUCAAACAAUGUUCCAGCCAUGUAACUUGAAGGGAGCGCUGCAGCUCAUUGAAGAUUUUCAUGCCCAAGUCCAAGUUGACUGGAGUCCUCGCAAAGCUGUGAAAAAGAGUGCCAAUGAAUUUCCAUGUUUGCCAAAGCAAGUGGCAUGGAUUUUGGCAACAAGGAGAGUCUUUAUGUAUCCAGAGUUACUGCCAAUAUGUUCCUUGAAAGCAAACCCUCCCCGGGACAAGAUUAUCUUCACCAAGGCAGAGGACAAUUUGUUAGCUUUAGGUUUGAAACACUUUGAAGGGACGGAUUUUCCAAAGCCUUUGAUCAGCAAGUAUCUCUUGCCAACAAAAACUGCCCACCAGCUGACAGUGCGAAUCAAGAAUCUCAAUAUGAAUCGAGCCCCUGAUAAUAUCAUCAGAUACUAUAAAAAGACAAAGCAGUUGCCCAUUCUGUUCAAGUGCUGUGAGGAGAUCCAGCCUAAUGAGUGGAAACCACCUGUGGAGAGAGAAGAACACCGCCUGCCAUUUUGGCUAAAGGCAAGCUUACCCUCCAUUCAAGGGGAAUUGAAGCAGUUAGCAGAAGAUGCCAGGGAGAUGCCAGGUUCACCUGAUGCGGAAUCUGUCUUUUUGGGGACAGAGAAGGAGACUUCAGACACAGAAUGUGAUGAAAAAUACCCUCUGCUCAUGCCAAAGGGACUAGUACUGACCUUAAAGCCCCUCGCCAAUCGAUUCUCUAGGAGAGCAUGGAGAAGGCAAAGGACUUCAGCUCUGAAACCUGUCCUCGUUCGACCGAGUCCUUCUGUGCAGCCCAGUUCCACCCCUGUGAACAUCCAGAAAACUGUGAAGUCGUCCCAGUCAGAAGCUCCUCCCAGCAAAGUUAGGGUUCAAACUCCUCGGUUAAUCCAGCCAGCUACAGUUAGGCAGACUGUACCAGGAGUGCCACCUUUGAAUGUGCCCACAGUGGUAGGAAGUGGGGACGGCUUGGAAUUUCCGAAUGUGCUCUCCACUUCACAUUCGGACUCCAGGCAAUCUUUUCCAGCUGCUGUACCACAAGCCCUAGUGUCCUCAAGUCCUGUAACUUUGCAGCCGAAACUGAUGUUGCCAGCUUUGGCCGGACCAAAAAUCCGCAGACCUGGUGUUCGCAAGGUAUACCAGAAGAAAAAAGGGGCAAAAUCUGCCCCGUUGAUGAAGACUUCACCUUUGAUUCAGUCAUCUCCUGUCAUCCUUACUGUACCUGCCACCACAGUGAAAGUGGUUAAUAUAGGCAAUGGCUGCAAUAUGAUUCAACCCAUAAAUACAGCAGUUGGUAGAGGCACUCAGGCUAUUCCAGUUACAACCUUAUUGGUAAAUCCAUCCACUUUCCCAUGUCCGUUAAAUCAGCCUCUAGUGACUUCUUCAAUCCCUUCAUUGAUAGUCUCUCCUAACCCUGUUGGUCUUCCGACAUCAUCUGUUGUUGAAAAUGAAGAACAGCUGAAUCUGGCUCCUUCCUGCCCUGCUGUAAAUAACAAAAAUGCCUAUCCUAUAGUUGAGCCCAAGGUUGAGCCCCAAGAGUUGUUCGUUUCGUGCUCAGCUGUCUCCCCCAAGAAGGAACGUAGUACAACCCCUGCCACUGCAAAUAACGGCAGCCAGGAGAAGGUAAAUAAGAGCGACUGCUGUAGCUGGACAGUGGUAGAGAUGGGGGAGGAAAACGCCUCAGAGCCAUUGUCUGUGGGCCUUCUGCCUCAUUUAGAAGAUCCAGAUGAAGCAGUGAAAAUUGAACCUGAAGAUUCAAAUGAUGCUAUCAAGGAAGUAAAUCCGAUAGCGAAGAAGGAUCUUUUAUGUGCUGAAGUGAAGCAUGUUCGUCCAAACGAGCUGAAAGAAGUAAAAAAAGAGUGUACAUCAUGCGAAGAGAAGAGAGAAGAGGAAAGACGGGAUUUGCAGUCACCCUCCCAUGAUGAACAGCAGAUGGAUGCAGGCAUUGUUGCUGGACCACAAGUAAGCAGUGAGUCUCCUAAGAAUCAUUCAUACGCAACAGAUAUUGAAGCAGAAUUUAGUAGCCCACUAGGAAAACCAGAGGAUUCGUCCAGUAUGGAUGGCCAGUCUGUUGGGACGCCAGCUGGUCCUGAAGCUGGAGGAGAGAAAGAAGGACAAGAGGAGGAGGAGGAGGAAGACUUUGAUGAUUUUACACAAGAUGAGGAUGAAGAAAUGUCAUCAGCUUCAGAAGAAUCUAUUCUCUCUGUGCCAGAACUUCAGGAGACAAUGGAAAAACUUACUUGGCUUGCAACAGAGAGACGUUUAAGCCAAGAAGGAGAUUCUGAAGAAGAGAAUUCUCAGGAAGAGAACUCUGAGCCGGAGGAAGAGGAGGAGGAGGAAGGGGACGGAAUAGAGAGUUCACAGAAAGAUGAUGAAAUAUCUGGAGAUAUAUCAGAGGAACCUAAAUCUGCCUUCACGUUGACAAAGACAGCCCCACAGGUAGAAGCUAACAGAAUGCCACCAGGAGAGAACAUGAAAGUCCCUGGGAAGAGCAGGAGCUCCCACAGAACCAGAAAUAAGAGGGGACGGACUCGUGCAAGCAAAGAUACCUCUAAGCUGCUCCUUUUGUAUGAUGAAGACAUCCUGGAGAGAGAUCCCCUGCGGGAACAGAAAGAUCUGGCAUUUGCACAAGCCUAUCUAACCAGGGUGCGUGAAGCCCUGCGGAAUGUUCCUGGAAAGUAUGAAGACUUCCUUCGCGUUAUCUAUGAGUUUGAGAUUAGCACUGACAAGCGAACAGCUGUAGAUCUCUAUUCCACUUUGCAGAAACUGUUGCAUGAGUGGCCACAGUUGCUCACAGAUUUUGCUGCCUUUCUUUUACCAGAACAAGCUUUGGAAUGUGGACUGUUUGAAGAGCAGCAAGCGUUUGAAAAAAGCCGGAAGUUCCUCAGGCAGCUGGAGAUCUGUUUUGCUGAAAAUCCUGCCCAUCAUCAAAAGAUCAUCAAAGUUCUGCAGAGUUGUGCAGACUGCCUCCCCCAGGAGAUUGCAGAGCUGAAGACCCAAAUGUGGCAACUCUUGAAAGGACAUGACCACUUGCAGGAUGAGUUCUCCAUUUUCUUUGAUCAUUUACGCCCCUCAGCCAGCCGCAUGGGAGACUUUGAGGAGAUCAGCUGGACAGAAGAGAAGGAAUAUGAGUUUGAUGGGUUUGAAGAAGUGUCUCUACCAGAUGUAGAAGAGGAGGAUGAACCACCCAAGAUGCACGCAGCCUCAAAAAACAAGAAAAGGAAAGAGAUUGGAGGCCAGAGCAAUGACAAGGAGGUCGAGUGGGUAGAUGGAGUGAAGGAAUGUUCGUGUUCCUGCCAUGAAGGGAGUAGCGAUCUCAAGCUCAAGAAAAGCAAAAGGAGGACCUGCAGCCAUUGUAGUAGUAAGGUGUGUGAUAGCAAGUUUUAUAAAAAUAAAGACUCUCAAGAGCUGACGGUUAGCCUCAUUCAACAAGAGUCAAGCCUGCAGCCUGAAGGGAAGAAUUCUGGAAUGUCUAAGGAACCUUUAGAAGAAAGCUCGGAGAACAGAGAUGAGGGAGAGGAUAUCCAAGGCAGAACAAAGACCGCAUCUAGGAAAGUGGACUCUCUGGUUUCAGGAUCUCACCUAGAGAGAGGAAGAUUCCUAGAAGGAAAGAUCGUCUCCUGCAGAUAUGCAUCUUCUGAAAAAGCUGUGUUGCCUGAUAACCAAGUCCUUCGAGAAGGAGAUGCCAGUGCUGGGGUGAAUACUGCAAAGGAUAGUCGUUCUUGCAUCGCUGGCCCUGGAUGGACGGAUCUACAAAAAGCUACUCUAAAACUACCUCAAGAAACUAAAGACAGCUCUUGCGCUGUAGGAAGUGACAGUGAGGGACUAAACCAGCGACAUCAAGGAAAUGCAAAUACUUCUUCCCUUGGGCUGGGUGGAGAUCUGCUGUCUUCUCAUCCUGCUGCAGUAAAAGGUUUAGCAGGACCUAGUUCAUCUUCUGGAAAUAGUUUAUAUCAGACUGAAGGGCUUCAUUCCAGUUCAUCAGAUGAGCUUGCUGUUUUUGGUCACGCUUCAAAAUUAGGCAUGAGAGAAUUGGAGAGAUCACCUUUGCCUUUGGAAGGAAAAUCUGAAGCAAAGCAGAGCUGCAUUACACCAGGUAGAAAACCAGCACUGGGUAAGAGCUGCCGCUCACAGUCCCCUGAUAAUCACAACGUCCUUUUGGAAGCAGAUGGUCUGGGCUGCACUGGAGGCUCUCCUGAGAGCAGAUUAAAGUCAAAUACAAAUGACUACUUCCAGGCACAAGAGCAUUCUGAGGAGCUAGAAUACAGAGUGCUUGGUGCCUCCUUGGGGCAAAGGGAAGAGGAGCAGCAACAGCAGCGAGUCACAGAAGCAACAGUGUGCGCUAAGAACAGCAAAGUCAGCUCUACUGGGGAGAAAGUUGUCCUCUGGACCAGGGAGGCUGAUAGAGUCAUUCUCACUACGUGUCAGGAGAAAGGAGCCCACCUGGAAACCUUCCAUGCCAUCUCACAGAAACUGGGCAACAAAACCGCUAGUGAGGUAUCCCACAGGUUCAGAGAACUGAUGAAGCUGUUUCAUACAUCUUGUGAUGGAAGCUCUGACGAUGAGGAAGAUGCAACUAGUACUAGUAACACAGACCAGUUGUCAGAUAAAGAUCUUCUGCUUUCUGAGGAAGAACCAGAUGACUAACACUUUUCUGGCCUAAUAAGCUGCUGACUACAUCAGAAGAGGAGCUGUUUGCCAGUUUGCUGCUAGACAAGUGCUGUGGUUAAAGGAAAAAUAUUUGCACAGGUACUUAAUACAGCCCCUUUUAUGAGUUCACUCUCCAGCCACGCUUGUGACAAGCCACAGUUCUAAAUCUGUAUUGAACUAAAGGAGUGAAGAAAGUUGUGAGGGUUAACACGCUUUAGAACCUAUAUGGGUAACUCUAACUUAAUCACAGAAGUGAGACUCGUGGACAUUGACCUCAGUCUGUGGUAAAGAACUUGACCAAACAGCCUUUUGCAGCAUAUGCAAUAGAGAACAUGUAAAUAUUGUAUAAUAAGAUGUCUGUUUUCAUGUGGAGCAAACACCUGAGGUUUGUUUUUUUGUAAAUUUCUCCUUGUGUUGAUUAUGUGUGGGAAAGUUGCGACCUGAAA